GCAACCUGCCAGCCUAUCUUCCCAGGCAACAUACUGAGGAGCCCACGGACUUGUUUGAUUCUGUUCUCAGGCUCCUGAUUAUAUUCUAAACACUGCAGCAACAACAUUACAAGGUACAGGCCGCCCCUGCACCGGCCUCCCCGAGAGUCGACGAUCUCUUCUUCCCCGCGGCGACGAGGGCUCGCAAGAUUUAGGGGCCCGCCCUUUGGACGCCGAGAUAAAGGGAAAUCGGGUGGCAGAACUCGUAGUUGGUCUUCAUAUUCUCGGGCACAGCAGCCCAGAACUACUCUCAACUAUGGAUUGGCUGCGGCAACGACGACUGUGCUCCUGAGACCCGAGCCACACCAUGCGAUCCGUAUCCUCAGGCCUCCUGGCCCUGGUGCUCGGCGUACAGGGCUUCGCCAGCCAGGCACAAGAGGUCACUGCUGCUUCUUCUUCUUCUUCUUCUCUCUCUUCUCCAGAAGUGUGCGAGUCCAAGACCAUCAACUACAUCACGCACACCCUCCCGCAGCAGUGCCUGCGGACCAACUGGUCCUCUUCGAACUCCACCCUGCAGGAUGCCACGACGAGCACGACCACCAGCACAGUCACAUCGGCCGAGACGGCGACAACGACACAGCUUGCCGCAUCGGGCGAGACUGCCGCGCAGGCUGGGUCAUCUCAGGCACAGAGUGGGAGAGAAGAGAAGAAAGAAGAUGUGCCAGUCGACACCAAAGGGCCCAAAGAUGGGGUCGACGAUCCUGAAGACCUGGCCACGAGCUCAUUCAUGUCAUUCGAAGAGUGGAAAGCCAUGAUGCUACAAAAGUCCGGCCAGGACCUAGCUGAUCUGAAGGGGAGAAAAUCCCACGAAGGCCGUGACGGUGCCGAGAUGGGGCCCAACGAAGGGCUGGACAGCUGGGGCGACGAUGGCGAGAUCGCCCUGGACUUUGACGUCCUCUCCGGCAAGAUCUCCGAGAUGGCUGCUACUGCUGGUGCCAAGAGCGCCAGCGCCUCUAUCGACGUGUCGAAUGCGGAGACCCAAGAGCCCGCGGUCUACGGCGACGGCGUGGCUCACUACCGCAGGCCCAAGGAUGCCGGCAUCACCUGCAAGGAGAGGUUCUCGUACUCGUCUUUUGACGGAGGUGCCACUGUCCUCAAGACGAGCCCCGGUGCCAAGAACGCCAAAGCCAUCUUGGUGGAGAACAAGGACUCCUACAUGCUGUUCACGUGUUCCCAGGAGAACAAGUUUGUCAUCGUUGAGCUCAGCGAGGAUAUCCUGGUGGACACCGUAGUCCUGGCCAACUUUGAGUUCUUCUCCAGCAUGAUACGCAGCUUCCGCAUCAGUGUGAGCGACAAGUAUCCUGUCAAGGUAGAAAAGUGGAAGGAUGUCGGCACGUUCCAGGCAAGGAACUCCAGGGACAUACAGGCAUUUCUCAUCGACAACCCCAAGAUCUGGGCCAAGUACAUCCGCAUCGAAUUUCUGUCGCACUAUGGCAACGAGUACUACUGCCCUGUAUCAUUGCUGCGUGUUCACGGCACUCGGAUGCUGGACUCGUGGAAGGAAGCUGAAGCUGGCACGGACGAUGACGAGCCAGCCGAGACAGUUAGCGCUGCGGAGGCUGCGCCUGAGCAUGAGGUGCCACAGGAGAAUAUCAUACCAGUAGACCCAGAGGCGACAAGAACCACUGCAGCAAGUACCGAUACCACUAUGAACAAGACCCAAUCCGUUCAGCCAACUGCCAAAUCACCAUCAAUACCACCCAAGCCACCACCAGGCUCCAAGGUCGGCGGGGAUUCCUCGUCCAAGUCAUCGUCGAAACAACCUACCCACAGCAGUCAGAACAAGACGGCAACAGGCACGUCUUCCUCCGCCAAUGCUUCCCCCACCGUUCAGGAGUCCUUUUUCAAAUCCAUCUCAAAGCGUCUUCAGUUCCUCGAAUCCAACACCACCCUCUCCCUCCAAUACAUCGAAGACCAGUCCAAAUUCCUCCAGGAGGCCCUCCAGAAGAUGGAGCGUCGCCAGAUCUCCCGCGUCGACACCUUCCUCACCAACCUCAAUAAUACUGUUUUGUCCGAGCUGCGCUCCGUCCGCCAGCAGUAUGAUCAGAUCUGGCAGUCCACCGUCCUCGCCCUCGAGACGCAGCGGGAGCAGAGCGACCGCGAGAUUAUCGCGCUCUCCUCGCGCCUCAACCUCCUGGCAGACGAGGUCGUCUUCCAGAAGCGCAUGGCCAUCUUCCAAUCCGUCCUGCUGCUGUGCUGCCUCCUGCUGGUUCUCUUCAGCCGCGGCGUUCUGGGC
Messenger RNA from Cryphonectria parasitica EP155, 2275 nucleotides. RefSeq lists its product as uncharacterized. Gene Ontology annotation, biological process: protein folding in endoplasmic reticulum. Gene Ontology annotation, cellular component: membrane; cytoplasm. The transcript has 2 exons. NCBI's taxonomy places the organism in Eukaryota, Fungi, Ascomycota, Sordariomycetes, Diaporthales, Cryphonectriaceae. The record is from RefSeq and is a predicted model, not a curated record. The annotation marks the transcript as partial.